AUGGUUCUUGUUCCCGAAGCAAAUUUGAAGUCUCUCACUGUAGUAAGUAACAAUCAACUUAGUGGUUCUAUUCCUUUAUCUCUAGCAAACCUGAGUAACCUACAGCUUCUGUACCUAGAUGUGAAUAAAUUAUCUGGUCCAAUUCCUACUGGACUUGGGAAUUUGAACUCUCUUACUGAUCUUGACGCUAGCCAGAAUAAGGUGCUACAUGCACUUGCAAAACGUCUCCCAGCCAAAAGGGAAAAGUGUUCAAAAAGUACUUUUAUAGAAAAACAAACGAGGCCUAAGCUUAGUGGCAGCAUACCAUCAGAGUUAAAAAAUUCAACUCAAUUAAGGAGGCUUGAUCUUUCUUCCAAUCAGUUGGUAGGUGAAAUCCCUGUGGAAUAUGGGAAGAUGAAAAGUAUGCUGAAUUUGUACUUGUCUAAUAACCAACUUUCAGGCACUAUACCUCUGGAGCUUGCAUCAUUCCAUGAACUCCUUGUACUAGAUCUAUCAACAAACAGAUUGAAUGGGUUGAUACCCAGAAGUAUUGGUCAAUGGGCACAAAUCAAUUACCUGAAUCUUAGUAAUAAGAAGCUCAGUGGAAAAAUCCUGUCCGAGAUUGGUAAAUUAGUUCAUCUUGAGAAACUUGAUUUAUCUCGGAAUUUGUUCACAAAAGAGAUACCAUCUGAAGUUCAAACUUUACAAACUUAG
Lactuca sativa (garden lettuce) is the source of this 693-nucleotide messenger RNA. The record is from RefSeq and is a predicted model, not a curated record. Lineage: Eukaryota; Viridiplantae; Streptophyta; Magnoliopsida; Asterales; Asteraceae.